Messenger RNA from Trematomus bernacchii (emerald rockcod), 1584 nucleotides. RefSeq names its product isocitrate dehydrogenase [NAD] subunit gamma, mitochondrial-like. Gene Ontology annotation, biological process: tricarboxylic acid cycle; isocitrate metabolic process. The transcript is spliced from 12 exons. Lineage: Eukaryota; Metazoa; Chordata; Actinopteri; Perciformes; Nototheniidae. The record is from RefSeq and is a predicted model, not a curated record. Gene Ontology annotation, molecular function: magnesium ion binding; oxidoreductase activity, acting on the CH-OH group of donors, NAD or NADP as acceptor; NAD binding. Gene Ontology annotation, cellular component: mitochondrion. Bases 56 to 1228 code for a protein of 390 amino acids.
GCAGCACGCCCCCGCUGCCCCAGUGUCGUCCAUCCUUCCCCGUGGAGAGAGAACCAUGACAGCCCGGUCAGUGCAGUCCUUCUCCGGAGCCCUGAAGCUCCUCUUCAACAACCAGUUAACCAGGGUUUAUGGUGCAGCAACAUGUACUCAGAGAAACAAGUCCUCUUACACUGCCAUACCUCCACCGGCGCGGUAUGGAGGCCGGCACACCGUGACUCUGAUUCCAGGAGACGGCAUCGGACCAGAGCUCAGCAAACACGUGUGUGAACUGUUCCGGUUCUGCUGUGUGCCCGUGGACUUUGAGGUUGUCAAUGUGGACUCAACGAAGGACUCAGAAGAUGACAUCAAUAAUGCCAUCAUGGCUAUCAGACGCAAUGGAGUGGCUCUGAAAGGAAACAUUGAGACCAACCACAACCUGCCGCCAUCCUACAAGUCCAGAAACAACCUGCUGCGCACCACUCUGGAUCUGUAUGCCAAUGUGAUGCACUGCCAGUCUCUACCAGGAGUGAGGUCACGCCAGACCAACAUCGACAUCAUCAUCAUCAGGGAGAACACAGAGGGAGAGUACAGCAGCCUGGAGCACGAGAAUGUACCGGGAGUUGUUGAGUGUCUGAAGAUCAUCACCAGGACCAAAUCUCUACGCAUCGCUGACUACGCCUUUAAAACUGCCCGCGCUCAAGGACGCAGACGAGUGACUGCUGUACACAAAGCGAACAUCAUGAAGUUAGCUGACGGCCUCUUCCUGGAGUGCUGCAAGGAGGUCGCUAGUGGUUACCCUGAAAUCACCUUCGACAGCAUGAUUGUGGACAACACCACCAUGCAGCUGGUCUCCAGGCCCCAGCAGUUCGAUGUGAUGGUGAUGCCCAACCUGUACGGGAACGUGGUGAGCAACGUGUGUGCCGGGCUGGUGGGGGGGCCGGGCCUGGUGCCCGGAGCAAACUACGGGACGGACUACGCCGUGUUCGAGACGGGCACCAGGAACACGGGGAAGAGCAUCGCUAACAGCAACACGGCGAACCCCACGGCCAUGCUGCUGGCCUCCUGCCUGCUGCUGGACCACCUGAAGCUGCACGCCUACGCCAGCAUGCUGCGCAGGGCCAUCCUCUGCACCCUCACCGAGACCCGGCUGCACACGGCGGACCUGGGGGGCCACGGCUCCACCUCCGAGGUGGUGCACUCCAUCAUGAGCGCCGUUCAGAGCACCGGGCCCCGGACCCUCAGCAUCUAGAACAAACACGCAGAGAAGUGAAUGUAAGACUCUCCUCAGAAGGUCCUCUAUGCAAUUUCAUAAUAUUAUAGUUGUUUUGAUAGUUAUACUGAAAUGAAACUGUCACAAAGAUCUAUGCAAUAGUUCAUCUUUCUGUAGAAAUGUUUCCUGUUUACCUGAAACAACCACCAUACCAUAAUACUGUAUGAAACACAAAACAACUCCUUUUACAAUCUUGUCCAUAUUUAUUAGUUUGGUUACUUUAUUUAUUAUUAAGAACAGGGUAAUCUUUAUAACUUAUUUUAACCCAAACUCAGCUGCUGCUUGUCUACUGAGACUCAGCUGUCCUACUACUGAAUGUGCUGGGUUUUAAUAAA